Messenger RNA from Haliotis rubra (blacklip abalone), 1332 nucleotides. RefSeq names its product extensin-like. Lineage: Eukaryota; Metazoa; Mollusca; Gastropoda; Lepetellida; Haliotidae. The annotation marks the transcript as partial. The record is from RefSeq and is a predicted model, not a curated record. The transcript has 2 exons.
ACUACUACUACUACUACUACUACUACUACUACUACUACUACUACUACUACUACUACUACUACUACUGCUACUUCUACUACUACUGCUACUACUACUACUGCUACUACUUUAUUCCCCAGCCGUCGACCCUCAGUUCCCCAGCCCUCAACCCUCAGUUUCCCAGCUCUCAACCCUCAGUUCACAAGCCCUCCACCCCCAGUUCCCCAGCCCUCAACCCUCAGUUUCCCAGCUCUCAACCCUCAGUUCCCCAGCCCUCCACCCCCAGUUCCCCAGCCCUCGACCCUCAGUUCCCCAGCCCUCAACCCUCAGUUUUCUCAGCUCUCAACCCUCAGUUCCCCAGCCCUCCACCCCCCAGUUCCCCAGCCCUCCACCCCCAGUUCCCAGCCCUCAACCCUCAGUUCUUCAGCCCUCAACCCUCAGUUCCCCAGCCCUCAACCCCCAGUUCCCCAGCCCUCAACCCUCAGUUCUCCAGCCCUCAACCCUCAGUUCCUCAGCCCUCCACCCCAGUUCCCCAGCCCUCAACCCUCAGUUCCCAAGCCCUCAACCCUCAGUUCCCCAGCUCUCCACCUUCAGUUCCCCAGCCCUCGACCCUCAGUUCCCAAGCCCUCCACCCUCAGUUCCCAAUCCCUCGACCCUCAGUUCCCCAGCCCUCCACCCUCAGUUCCCAAGCCCUCCACCCUCAGUUCCCAGCCCUCCACCCAAGCCUCCCUCAGUUCCCCAGCCCUCCACCCUCAGUUCCCAAGCCCUCCAUCCUCAGUUCCCCAGCCCUCAACACUCAUUUCCCCAGCCCUCCCACCCUCAGUUCCCAAGCCCUCAACCCUCAGUUCCCCAGCUCUCCACCUUCAGUUCCCCAGCCCUCCACCCUCAGUUCCCAAGCCCUCCACCCUCAGUUCCCAAUCCCUCGACCCUCAGUUCCCCAGCCCUCCACCCUCAGUUCCCAAGCCCUCCACCCUCAGUUCCGCAGCCCUCCACCCAAGCCCUCCACCCUCAGUUCCCCAGCCCUCCACCCUCAGUUCCCAAGCCCUCCAUCCUCAGUUCCCCAGCCCUCAACACUCAUUUCCCCAGCCCUCCACCCUCAGUUCCCAAGCCCUCAACCCUCAGUUCCCAAGCCCUCCACCCUCAGUUCCCAAUCCCUCCACCCUCAGUUCCCCAGCCCUCCACCCUCAGUUCCCAAGCCCUCAACCCUCAGUUCCCAAGCCCUCCACCCUCAGUUCCCCAGCCCUCAACCCUCAGUUCCCCAGCCCUCCACCCUCAGUUCCUCAGCCCUCAACCUUCAGUUCCUCAGCCCUCAACCUCAGUUCCCUAACUACCAUCUACAGCACAAUUAUUUAA